UUUCGUUUCCAGAGGUUAUGAAAUGGUGUUGGUUUUUUCGUCCAUCCCAUGCCUUCUUUUCUCCACGCACGGCUGUUAAAGAAAGAAAGUCCUCUCUUUCUGUAACCCUUCCCUCUCUUGAUUCGUCGAAUUUUGGCCAUAGAUUGGGGAGAAGCCGAUUCCGAUAACAAUAUCGUAUUCGAGAUCGCCUUCUUCUUUCUAGGGUUCCUCUUCCAGAAGAAGGUGCCUUUUGUCCAUGUCUAAUUCCCACAGAGGAGCCUUCUAUGGCGGUGGUGGGCCUUUGAGAUCAAGAGAAGGUAUUAACACGAGAGCGGCCGCUAACUCCAAUGAGAUCCAAUUGAGGAUCGACCCGAUGCAUGCUGAUUUGGACGAAGAGAUAGUCGGCCUUCGCUCAAAGCUCUCACAAUUGAAAAACGUAGCUCAAGAAAUAGGGUCAGAGGCAAAGUUUCAGAAUGACUUCAUAACCCAAUUGCAAAUGACAAUGAUCAAAGCUCAAGCUGGUGUGAAAAACAACAUGAGAAGGUUGAAUAAGAGCAUAAUCCAGCAGGGCUCGAACCAUGUCAUGCACGUUGUCCUUUUUGCGCUCCUUUGCUUCUUUGCUGUCUAUUUGUGGUCCAAGAUUUCUAGAAGGUGAGAAGUGAAAACCCACCUGGGCAUGCAUGUGUGGAGUCUUCGAAAAGCAGUGGGUUUUGGGAAUUUGCAAGUCUUUUCCAACCUUCAACGCCCUAAUAUCAUAUGUGGUUCCAAUGUAAACCUUCUUGAACUAUUGCUGUUGCUGCUGUAGGUAACUGUUAACUUGAAAAGGGUCUGGUCCAGCUAUUGAAAAAUCAGUAUUACUGUCAUGUACUCGAAUAUUGGUAGCACUAAGAUAAUUAGAGCUUUGGUCUUAUCAAGUUGAUAUUUUGCUA
This is a messenger RNA of Magnolia sinica, 908 nucleotides long. RefSeq names its product bet1-like protein At4g14600. Lineage: Eukaryota; Viridiplantae; Streptophyta; Magnoliopsida; Magnoliales; Magnoliaceae. Bases 236 to 634 code for a protein of 132 amino acids. The transcript is spliced from 4 exons. The record is from RefSeq and is a predicted model, not a curated record.